Octodon degus (degu) is the source of this 431-nucleotide messenger RNA. RefSeq names its product histone H3.3-like. Bases 21 to 431 code for a protein of 136 amino acids. Gene Ontology annotation, cellular component: nucleosome. Gene Ontology annotation, molecular function: protein heterodimerization activity; DNA binding; structural constituent of chromatin. The record is from RefSeq and is a predicted model, not a curated record. Lineage: Eukaryota; Metazoa; Chordata; Mammalia; Rodentia; Octodontidae. The transcript has a single exon.
GGUAAGGAGGUCCCUGUGCCAUGGCGCGUACCAAGCAGACUGCCUGUAAAUCCUCCAGUGGGAAAGCGCCCAGGAAACAACUGGCUCCAAAAGCCACUCGUGAGAGUGCGCCCUCUGCUGGAGGGGUGAAGAGACCUCAUCGUUACAGGCCCGGGACUGCGGUGCUCCGGCAAAUCAGACGUUAUCGGAAGUCCACUGAACUUCUGAUUCGCAAUCUUCCUCUCCAGCGUCUGGUUGGAGAAACUGCUCAGGGCUUCAAAACAGAUCUGCGCUUCCAGAGCGCAGCGAUCGGUGCUCUGCGGGAGGCAAGUGAGGCCUUUCUGGUCGGCCUGUUUGAAGAUUCCAACUUGUGUGCCAUCCACGCCAAACGUGUAACAAUUACGCCAAAAGGUAUCCAACUAGCACGCCGCAUAUAUGGAGAAUGUGAGUAA